CUGCUGCCAUCCAUUGAAGUCAAAAUGGCUGAGGUGACCCCGACCUCUUGAGAUCGCGUCUGGAGAGUGACUAGUAUUCUGCCAGCUUCGGAAACAAGAGGGAGAACAAGCCUAGCAGAGGCAUCAUGGCUGCCCUCCGGCCUCUGGUGAAGCCCAAGAUCGUCAAAAAGAGGACCAAGAAGUUCAUCCGGCACCAGUCAGACCGAUAUGUCAAGAUUAAGCGAAACUGGCGGAAACCCAGAGGUAUUGACAACAGGGUGCGGAGAAGAUUCAAGGGCCAGAUCCUGAUGCCCAACAUUGGUUAUGGGAGCAACAAGAAAACCAAGCACAUGCUGCCUAGCGGCUUCCGGAAGUUUCUGGUCCACAACGUCAAGGAGCUGGAGGUGCUGCUGAUGUGCAACAAGUCUUACUGUGCUGAGAUUGCUCACAAUGUUUCCUCCAAGAACCGAAAAGCCAUCGUGGAAAGAGCAGCACAGCUGGCCAUCAGAGUCACCAAUCCCAACGCCAGGCUGCGCAGCGAAGAGAAUGAGUAGAUGGCUUGCGUGCACGUUUUGUGUUUAAAUAAAACCACAAAAACUGCCGACUUGGUAUUUUC
Messenger RNA from Chionomys nivalis (European snow vole), 595 nucleotides. RefSeq names its product ribosomal protein L32 (gene Rpl32). The record is from RefSeq and is a predicted model, not a curated record. Lineage: Eukaryota; Metazoa; Chordata; Mammalia; Rodentia; Cricetidae. Gene Ontology annotation, molecular function: structural constituent of ribosome. The coding region runs from base 126 to 533 and encodes 135 amino acids. Gene Ontology annotation, cellular component: ribosome; cytosolic large ribosomal subunit. The transcript has 4 exons. Gene Ontology annotation, biological process: translation.